Messenger RNA from Lactuca sativa (garden lettuce), 1426 nucleotides. It is a transcript of the gene OTC, whose product is annotated as ornithine carbamoyltransferase. Gene Ontology annotation, molecular function: amino acid binding; ornithine carbamoyltransferase activity. The record is from RefSeq and is a predicted model, not a curated record. NCBI's taxonomy places the organism in Eukaryota, Viridiplantae, Streptophyta, Magnoliopsida, Asterales, Asteraceae. Gene Ontology annotation, biological process: L-citrulline biosynthetic process. Gene Ontology annotation, cellular component: intracellular membrane-bounded organelle.
GUGGCAAUAAAACCCUCCUGCUUCCUUCCUUCCACCACUUCAAGUUCAGAUUAUCGAUCAUUUGAAACAAACACUCCAAAUUUCUCCCACAUUGUAAUCAGGGGUUUGAUUUUUGAUUUGAAAACAGGUGAACUGUUAAGAAGAUGGCGUAUGCAGCAUUGAUGCCAACAAAGCUAGGGUUAGAAGGUUCACAUGAUCAGAUUCACAGGCUUCGAACCACUACCACUUGCAUGAAUGUGGACAAUCUGAGUAAAGCAGUUUUUGUUCGUGGAGCCCACGCUGACAAGCUGAAAGUCAAAGGACCGGUCAAAAUGCCACCCAAAGUUCUGCACAUCAAAUCUGCAUUGUCUUGUGUUGAAGAGAAGACAGGGUUCAAGGACUUUUUGCACAUCAACGAUUUUGACAAGGAAACAAUAUUAACAAUCUUGGAUAGAGCCAAAGAAGUGAAAGCAUUGCUAAAAUCAGGCGAAAGGACGUAUCUACCCUUCAAAGGGAAAACAAUGGCAAUGAUCUUUGCAAAGCCCUCGAUGAGAACCCGUGUCUCCUUUGAAACAGGCUUCUUUCUACUUGGUGGACAUGCAAUAUAUUUAGGCCCAAAAGACAUUGAAAUGGGAAAACGUGAAGAAACCCGUGAUGUGGCCCGUGUUUUAUCUCGCUACAAUGACAUCAUCAUGGCCCGACUCUUUGCUCAUCAGGAUCUUUUGGACUUGGCAAAUUACGCAAGUGUCCCUGUGAUCAAUGGGCUGACAGAUUAUAAUCAUCCGUGUCAAAUCAUGGCUGAUGCUCUUACAAUGAUUGAACAUAUUGGUCAGAUUGAAGGGACUAAGGUUGUGUAUGUUGGAGAUGGGAAUAAUAUUGUGCAUUCUUGGCUUUUGUUGGCUGCUGUUGUGCCUUUUCAUUUUGUGUGUGCGUGUCCAAAAGGCUUUGAGCCCGAUAAAGAGACAGUUGAAAAAGCCCAACGGGCUGGAGUUGGGAAAAUUGAGAUUACAAAUGACCCGAAAGAAGCUGUUAAAGGGGCUGAUGUUGUGUAUUCAGAUGUUUGGGCCAGUAUGGGCCAAAAGGAAGAAGCUGCAUAUCGUCGACAGGUUUUUCAAGGAUUUCAGGUGGACGAAGAACUUAUGAAGAUAGCUGGACCUCAGGCUUACUUCAUGCAUUGUUUACCAGCAGAAAGAGGUGUGGAGGUUACUAAUGGAGUUAUUGAAGCUCCAAACUCCAUUGUCUUUCCCCAAGCUGAGAAUCGAAUGCAUGCACAAAAUGCAAUUAUGCUACAUUCACUUGGCCUUUAAACAUAUGAAAUUAUGUGCUUCUUAUAGAGCUUUUCAAUCUGUUUUAUGUUUGUCAUGUUUGUUGAUCACAGUUGACUUUUGAGAUGUUGGGUCAAAAAACUUAACUAAUGAUUCCUAAGAGCAUGUUGUAUGGAGAACAA